CGGUCCAGCAGCCGCUCGCCGGCGAGGAGCUUUCAGGGUGAAAAUGCACCAUGGCAUGGGUGGAUCGGUGGGCGAUCGUCACGGCGUUCAAAAUCCGGCGAUGCAGGCCAGGAAUGGGUUGUGCGACACAAUUGAAAAUUACAUAUCCGAGCUAGGCCGAUGGGCAGUAUGGAGGGCGAUAAUAAUGGGCCAGUUUCUCUCGCUGGUGCUGUGCUUCAUGACACUCGUAAAUCAUCACAUAAACACCGCCUCGUACAAGCUUUCGCUUCCAACAGGACAAAAUCUUCCACAUUACGUGAUGAUGUGCUUAGUUUAUACGACGUGGAUGUCCUGCCGAGGUGUGGGAAAUGGCCUAAUUUCCGUCAUAAGAGCUCGUGGAUGGAGAUACUUGCUGUUAGCACUGAUCGACGUUGAAGCAUGCACGCUUAUUACGUCGUCUCAUCAAUUUACCAGCCUCGCCAGCAUACAUCUUCUUGACUGCGUGGCGAUACCGGUUGCCUUGGUACUCUCGUUUCUAGUAUUGGGUGUCAGAUACAGAAUGGUACACAUCGUUGGUGUGUCCGUUUGUUUAAUGGGCGUCGGAUGCCUGGUUUGGGCCGGUAUAGAUGACAAUAACGAUCCUACGGCUACUGGAAAGAAUCAACUCGUCGGUGAUAUGCUUUGUCUCGGCGGCGCGGUAUUGUUUUCGGUGACGACGGUUCUGCAAGAGCUGGCCGUUAAAACAGUCGAUAUUAUUGAAUACCUGGGCAUGAUCGGUUUCUUCGGUACAAUAUUGAGCUGCAUGCAAACUGCCGUGCUCGAGAGAUUUCAAAUAGAAGCGUUCGAAUGGGACAAUGCACCAGUAAUAACGAUCCUGAUUCUUUAUUGCAUCACGCAAUUCAUGUUCUUCUCUCUAGUGCCAGUAAUAUUGUUUGAGUCUGGCGCUACCGCAUUGCAACUGGCGCUACUCACUUCGGAUUCUUUUAAUAUAUUAGCUGGAAUGCUUAAUCACCACUAUAAGUUUCACGCAUUGUACUUUGUUUCGUACACACUCACGAUGACCGGCAUAUACAUAUACGCAAUAAAGAGAACACCGAUAUCAUCGAAUUCACGAAGGCAGCAUAUCGAACCGCCUAUCCCAGAUUACAGACACAUGUCCCAUCCCGAUGUCGGAGAAGUGGAGAUGGCUACGAGCUCUGGAAUGUCCGGGGUGAGCGGCACCCUCGAUAUCAGGGCAUCCACCCUCGGUAGUGAGAGGGGGACAAUGGAUGCAACGAGCCUACCCCUAAGCGUUAGCUCGGACACGGCCUUCACCUCCUUCUAUGGCAGUCAGGCGAACUUGAAGGUAGCAUCAAGAUCAAUGCCACGCGUAUCCUCCAAUUCGUAUUUCGAUACGAAAAACUCAUCCUGAUGUCUGUCGGGGACGAACUUGACACGAGUUCAAGGUUCAGGCUGCGAACGGGAAGAGCGAUUCUACCUGUAAUUAAUAAGCGGAAGAAAACGACUGCCUAGAAUAGAAUAGAAUAGCGCGCGAUUUCUUCGUUCAAAAUGCAACAUUUUUCAAAACGGGGCCCUUAAAAAAAAACGAAAAAAUGUUUAUAUAUCGACACGAUUACAAAUGCUAGCACAUAGUGCAAAAACUCUUUUUUGAUAGCCGCAUAAAAUUAUUAAUUUAUAAUAUUAAUUGUAUUUAUAACAGGCAAGACGAUAGUUAGACCGUCUUAAAGUGGCAUUAAUUCAAUACUUUUUUAGUAUAUGAUAUUAUUUUAUUAUUUGGUAUAAAUAUUAUUUAAUAAAAAAAAUGUAUAUAUUAGUAUAUAAUAUUAGAGAUUAAUUGUGUAUUUUUUGUUAAUUUAAUUGAAAUAUUGGAUCAAAUUUAAAAACGGUCAUAGAAUCAAAAUUUAUUCAAUUAGAUAUUAAUAUUUUCCUUCUAAUCAAAAACAUUCUCAGCAUUAUUUAUAUAGAUGUGAGCUAGUUCUGUAAAAACGAAACGUGCCAAAUAUCAAAAUCUAUUAGCACUCAGAUUAUAGAUCUAGAAAAAUGUGAAUGCAAACGUGUACUCGUUUUAUGUACAUUGUAUACUCAUUUUCACUUGAAUUUUUUAUAUUAACACGAAUUACCUUCGUGGACAUUUGUUAUGACUAUUACUAUUACACACAAUCGAUAUAUUAUAGUAUAUAUAUAGAGAUAUUUAUAAGUUACAAUAUGAUAACACGGGUUAACCGAGAAAGAAAAUUUUAGAUAAUCUAAUGCGACGAACUUGUGGUAAUUAAUACAAACAUAAUUAAUACGGUCACUAUAAGACGACUUUCUAACUCUAUGCAAUACUGUUAUAUUCUUCUUUUUCAACAGUACGAUUUGCAGUAUAAUGAAUAUCAUCAUCAAUACAAAUAACAAUUAAAACACUAUACUUAUUUUAUAUUCCGCUAUCUCGCUCAUAAUAUCGAAGUAUAAUAACGACUAAAUCUUCUGAUGCAAAAACUAAGUGUCUCGUCGAUAAUCUACUUUUUUGUUGAGAUCGAUAAUCGUAAUGAAAUCCCGAGGGAUUUACACAGGGUGAGCAGAAAAUCUAAACUCGACACAAUUCUAAUCUGAUUGUUACACGUUACUCAUAUAUAUUAUCACAAUUAUUCAAUUAAUCUUAUAAUAAGUAGCUAAUAUACAAGUUAAGAAUACCCAAAAAUAAGGUGCUAAUUUAAAAUAAAAUUUUCCUAUAUUAUAUAUAGUUGAUUGUCCACUUUAACUAUAUAUAAUGUGUUCACAAUAUUUUAUUCACAGAUUUUAUGAUAUAUGAAAAAUUAAUUAAUGAUAUAUGUAUAUUAAUUAUUAAUUAUACACUUAUAUACAAUACUCUUUUAUGCACAAAAAAUCUCAGCUCAGUUUCGAACAUUAUUAUUAUUAUACGUAUGCGAGACAACAAUAAUCUCGUUUUGACAUUAUUUAUCCAAAUCAUGUAAAAUGGAAACAAUUGAUAGAUAUAUGGCCAUUAUAUUGUAUCUGCAUUGUUUAAUUACUAGCUUAUUAUUAUUAAUAAUUAUAUAUAUGUUUUACUUAUUAUCGCGAUAUUAUUUUUGUUAUUUUUUGUUAUUUAUUUCGAAAAGAUUAUGUAUUUGUAUAUUUAAAAAUGAUUUGUAUAUAUUCUUAUUUUUUAGAAAUACUUUUAUUCAAUUAAGAUAAAGUAUAGUAUAAUUAACGUAGUAUUUUCUAACGUAUCUUUUUAAGAUUAAAAUGGAAUCAAGAAUAUUAAUAGAGCUUACUAUAACUACUGUUGUUUCUAUAGAGGAAAGUUAUAAACUAACAUUUUUAUUAUAUUUAUAAUUUUAGAUUCUAAUAGAAUGCAAAUAAUACUCAAAGAAUUCAGAACAAUGUCUAUUAUAUCUGUUGUUGCGUUAUUCCAAGCAGAAAUCAUCUAUAAUUUUUUCUAAUAAUAAAAUAUUGUUUUAUAUUAAAGAUAUGGAUUAUAUAUCUAUAAUAUAUUAUAUAUUAAAUACACAGAUUAAUUAAUUUAUGUUAACAAAAAGUAUUUAUAUUAUAUAAAAAUUAUAUAAAAAAUUUAUAUUGAUGAGCUUUAAAAUGCGUUAUAAAUUAUAAGGAUUAUUAUUUGUAAAGAUUGAGACUGACUGAAAAUGAGUUGUAGCAAUACUUUUAUCUUAUCCCUUCUUAGAUUAUAAUCUUGCUCAUAAUGUAGAC
Messenger RNA from Formica exsecta, 3669 nucleotides. Its product is annotated as solute carrier family 35 member F2-like. Gene Ontology annotation, biological process: transmembrane transport. The record is from RefSeq and is a predicted model, not a curated record. The coding region runs from base 44 to 1390 and encodes 448 amino acids. The transcript has 9 exons. Gene Ontology annotation, cellular component: membrane. Gene Ontology annotation, molecular function: transmembrane transporter activity. Lineage: Eukaryota; Metazoa; Arthropoda; Insecta; Hymenoptera; Formicidae.